GCGACUGGCCUCCUUUCUGCUUCGACGAAGGCUCUGCCUCUGCUUCCUUUCCAAAGCCGGCGACCUGCAAAAGGCUCCAGCGCCUUCUUCUCCCGACGAAGACACCGGCAAGGCGGCAUCGAGGAGCGGCCAGGUUGGAGGCAAGGCGGAGCCCCGACGCGAACCAAUUCUUUUUCCGUUCGGGGAGACGCGCCUGAGCUGAGCGCGGAAUCCUCAGAUUUUCUAUCGAAUUGCCGGUGCUUAGGGAGUUUGAAAGGUAAUAUUUUGUGAUGUUGACUUGUUUAUUGAUGAAAAACCAUGGAGAUCGUUCGACUAGGGUUGUAUUGGUUGAAAUUUUAUGACAGAGGAUUAUGAGAUUAGGGUUUAUUUCAAAUUACGGCUUGUGUUGGCUAGCAUCUUUGAUUUGUAUCUUUUUUGCGCUAAAUAGAAGUGGGUUGAGCGAAAAUUUCUCCUUCUAGGUACCAGGAUUGAUCCUUUGCCUGAAUAACUCCGUGUCUUCCUUGUGAGGUUGUAAUUGGCAUUCUUUCAUGGUAUUGAACUUUAGGUUUUUCUUUUUAGGUUUUCUGCCCGUGAUCAAGAUUUAAGUGCUUCUUGAUAAAGUCAAUGUGUUAUGGAGGCUACGUGGUUGAGUUUGAUGUACCUCUCAUUCCCUUGCUUAAGCAACAAAACUGUGGAGCACUUAUGCGUUGUGGGUUUCUGCUCUCGUGUUUGAAGUCACAAUCCUAUGAUGAUUGACUUUCAUGUAAUUGUUACCCAGCAGUUGCAUAAUUUAUGCCAGUAGAGAAUUAGAAUCCUAUCCAAAUUCCCCAACUAGUCUUUGGCUCAUAUAUGUUGGGUUGAUAUAGUUAAAUGAAGAGCCAGUUGAGGUAUUUGCUUCGUUUUUGGAACCCAGAGACACUAAAUAUUGUUUUCUUGUUGUUGCCGUCACAGGUAAUUUCAGGAGAAAGCACUUCCGAGAGUCAUGAAGCUUUCAUUCUCAAUCUCUGCAAAAUCUUCUUCCAAACCUACAACUAAACCGAUACUUGCUUCAAAAGACGAAGAAAGUGAACAGAGACAGAAAGAGUAUGUGACAGAGUUCGAUCCCUCGAAGUCUAAUGCUACACUAAAUAAACCUAAAUUCAUUAUUCCUCCAAAGGAGAAUGAAUGGCGGCCUCACAAGAGAAUGAAGAACAUCCACAGCCUUGCUUCUCUUCAAUCUGAUACCUCAGCUAAUGACGUCCGCUUUGAGGUUGCUGUUGAUGGCGUGGAUGAUGGCAGUGGUGGCAAUGUAUCCUAUGGGCUUAAUGUUCGACAGAAUGAAAAUGGAGAUUCUUCUACUAAAGAUGGUAUUGGUGGUUUCUCAUCUGAAAAUUCCAGCACCGAGAAUAUGCUUUUGGAGAAGUUGAAGUAUGAUUUACAACAUCUUCCUGAUGACGAAGGGUUCAAGGAGUUUGAGGAUGUUCCGGUAGAGGGUUUUGGUGCAGCCUUACUGGCUGGUUAUGGAUGGACAGAAGGAAGGGGUAUUGGGAAGAAUGCCAAGGUAGAUGUUGAAGUCAAGCAAUAUUUCAAGAGAACAGAUAAGCAAGGACUAGGGUUUUUGUCCCAUGAAUCUGAAAUGAGUAGUGACAAGAACAAGCAGAAGGAGAAAGGUAGAGAAAUAGAGAAAGAAAAGGACAGAGAUGGCAAGGCUGAUGGGUUUGCUGUAGGUAAAGUUGUGAGGGUGGUUGCUGGUUCAAGGGGGGAUGCUGUAGGUUCCAAGGGUACUGUUGUUGAGAUACUAGGUACUGAGUGGCUAGUUCUGAAGCUUGCAAAAACCGGGGAGGAAUUAAGGGUACAUGCUUCGGAUGUUGCAGCCUUAGGAUCGGGGGAAGAAGAGAAGUGCUUGAAGAAACUGAAAGAGUUAAGAAUUAGAAGUGAAAAGCAGUCAUCAAACGGCGGGAAGAGUGGAAACCGCAGGAGCGGGGCAAGUGAAAGGACAAGAGACUAUGAUAGAAUAAAACCUGACAAAGAAAGGGGGACCCCAUGGCUAAACAAUCACAUUAGGGUGAGGAUCAUAAGUAAGGACAUGAAAGGCGGUAGAUUGUACUUGAAGAAAGGGGAAGUGGUGGAUGUGGUAGGACCAUAUAUCUGCGACAUCGCCAUGGAUGGAAGCAGAGAGCUGGUACAGGGCGUUGAUCAGGAUCUUCUUGAGACUGCAUUGCCAAGGAGUGGGGGUCCUGUCCUUGUUCUGUAUGGAAAACAUAAGGGAGUGUAUGGGAAGUUGGUGAAAAGGGAUUUAGAAAAGGAAUCCGGGGUUGUGCAAGAUUCAGAUACCCAUGAGUUCCUCAAAGUUAAACUUGAGCAAAUAGCAGAGUAUAUUGGUGAUCCAAGUGAAAUUGGGUAUUAAAUAAUUCCUUGGAGCUAGCUGCUGGAGUUAGCUGGCUGCUCAGUCUUUCAGCAGGUAAUUUGAUGCAUGUGUUAUGAUGACGCAUCAUCCAUGUUUGUUUUCUAGGGAGUUCUUUGUGGAACCUGUGGCUGUUUUGUGCAAAAUAUGUGCCUUGAUUGUAUCCUCUUCUCUCUCCUUCUUCAUUCCCUAUGUCAUAAUGUUGAUGUUACUCGUUUUACUCGUGUGCAACGUAAAAUUGAUCAGUUGCUGAUUUACCAACAGUGUUGUGAAAUCUGAAUGGCAUUUGGUGCCAUUGAAAACAACUUUUACUCUGUACCCUUCUGAGCAUCUUCUUUUCUUUAAUGAAUUCAUUCUGCACUACACCUUCAUACGAAGAAGGUUAAAUAAGUUGAUUCUGCUCUUAUUAGUAUUUGGUUUCAUGGUGAGGUGGUUCCUUCCGUAUUUGUGAUAUUCCUUUCUUUCCACUUAAUGGCAGAGGUGAUGUUCAAGAAUUUGCUAUUGUGAAGCUGACACCGGACUCGGGGUUUCUUCAUGGCGUAUACAGAACCGAAACCCCCUUAUGGUGGUAUUACCGAUGGACCGAACAAGCUACAAUUUGCUAGCCUUUACUGCACAGCCAUGGUGGGAUUCAGUCGUUGGUGCAUGCGUAUGCCACCGACUUUACGUGCACAGCAUAACUAUUGAUGAACUGCUAGCGGCAUAGCACUAACAGAAGGCAAUGCCAACUGAAUCGUACUGCAGAUUAAAGACUAGGCCCCGUCCGCUGAACACAACAAUCGGCUUUCUUCUUAUUCUGCACUCUCUCUUGGAUUUGAAUAAGUUGGAUGAAUGCCUUGCCCGCUGCUGAAUGUGCAAAAAAACUGCAGGCAAGUGUACCUAUUGCUCUACGCAAUACAGUGCCAAGUUUGUAUCUUACGAGCCCUGUACUAAGCUAUCUAAUAGUUAUGUAUGUAGCCUAUCAAAGAAAGCAAAUCAAAGAUUACUCAAUAAAUAAUUAAUGCGAAAUAAAGGCAAGUGUUAACUAUUUGUGCGUCUUUACCUAUUAAUCCACUCAGUUUAUUGGUUAUCAAACAGAACGAUUGAAACAUUAAACUAAAAAUUAAUUGAUGGGAAAAGAAGUUCCCUUCACUCUGUGGCUUUGUGGAAUCCGAUCUUUCCAAAACAAUUCGAAUACUAACACAUGGGCACCACUAACGACGGUCCUGCUGCUGGCUAUGUUAUCGGUCCGGUGCAAGACGGGCUCGAUGUCGAGUCGUUGUCCUUAAACAUGUGAUCUUAGACGGUGUUCUAAAUCGUGUUUUGCUUUUUACUCAAUUUCGAAAUAACUACCUGGUCGAAAUUUGAAAAAGUUGGUGAACACGGCCAGAUUAUGCCUAGCUCAAAUAGUAUUGAGUCUUUCGUUUUCAGCCUUUCUAGACUUUUUAUCCAAGUAAUCUCACUCGAUCUCUUUGACGAACGAGCCUGGAGACAUGGAAAUUUUGAAUUUGAUCUUCUUUUCAUAUAAUAUAAAUCUUUAUUGUUAAUAGGGAAACAUUAAAAUAAAAAAAACACCAAAUUAAGACGAAAUACCUAACACAAAACUAGCAAAACCGACGAACCUCAUGCCAAAUGAAGUUAAGAAAAGGUUGGUUCUGUCUUGGAGCGUUGACUUUCCCCUCCUACUGCCGGACCAUUGAUGGGAUGUAAAUCAUAAUUCAUCCGAAUUUGAUCAUCGUCAUUUGAAUAUUUAUAUAUAUUGCCUCUGUUUGUUUUACUUGUUCUACGUACCUAUCCAGAAGGAAAGAGAGAAAGAACAAGCAGAUAGAAACAGUGGCAGCAGUUAAUAUUUUAUGAAAAUAGGGCCUGCAACUGCAAUUAAUGCAAAUAAUUGAC
Molecule: messenger RNA, 4237 nt
Organism: Linum trigynum
Lineage: Eukaryota; Viridiplantae; Streptophyta; Magnoliopsida; Malpighiales; Linaceae
Source: the annotation of a GenBank genome assembly